Molecule: messenger RNA, 300 nt
Organism: Fraxinus pennsylvanica
Lineage: Eukaryota; Viridiplantae; Streptophyta; Magnoliopsida; Lamiales; Oleaceae
Source: the annotation of a GenBank genome assembly
AUGAUGGACUUGUUGCCCGUAGAAUCACCACAGAUCUUGAUUAAGAAGAAACACAGGUUCCGUUCAUUGAAAUUGGUCAACGUUAACCUAGACGACGUGUUGCCGGAGCCUCCGUACGGCGUCGACUGCGGUCGGCUUGAUAAUGGGCUGACUUAUUAUGUGCGCUGUAAUUCCAAGCCCAAAAUGCGAGCUAUUCUUGCCCUCGCUGUUAAGGUUGGAACACUUGCUAUGGCGUUUCUGGGAAUUGUUGAUGUUGACUGUUAUUGCCUAGAAGUCAUGAACUCCGGUGCUACGAUUUAG